UGUGGAUCAUCGGGAGUGACGUCAGACGCGGGGCGCUCCGGAAGCUGGAAGGCCGGUAGCGGAGUCCCGCUCUCCCUGGACCGCCGAACCCGCUUUAUUGCGGCCGAGCUCGCCAAUUGAAACGCGUGUCCGCUGCUCGAGCCCAAUCUGCACUUGCCCCUUCGACACUGAUAUUUUGAAUAUCGUAUUUAUGAUUUGAAGUGUUGUGUGACAAUGAACCGCAUAGUGCAUAUCGUAGUUUUAGGUGUACUACUAUUGACGUGCUGUAUAGCCGACGAAGUUAUUGAAACAGUAGAAGUCAUUGUGGGACACAGCGCAGAACUUCCUUGCAAUGUCACAGCCAAGAACGAGAAUGACAGACUAAGCAUAUUGGCCUGGUAUCGUAAUGAAUCUGCAGUGGCUUUCUAUAGUCGCGACCUCCGUGACGGUGCAGAAAACAGCAACCCAUCUCCCGACAGUCGAUACCGACUUGUUACUUCAGACUCUGAAGUCAUGGAUAAGCUGCAGAUUGUAACAGUACGACCAUCAGAUGCGGGUCUCUAUCACUGCCUUGCGGACUUCGAGUUCAGCCCUGCUCACAAGACUAACGUGCAAUUAGUGGUUAUUGAGCCUCCACGUCACUUGUGGGUGAUCCACGAGAACGGAACUCAGGUAGCUAAAGCAAGCGCAGGAGUCAAUGUCAGUAGGAAUGUGGGACCAUACUACGUGGGAGAUACAGUACAUCUAUUUUGUGUCGCCUUUGGUGGGAACCCUCAGGCGACACUAUCCUGGUGGACAGAGCAACGUCUCCUGAAGAACUCAUCGACAACACUCUCAGAGCAACGAGUUCGCACUAACAUAAUGUUCGGUCCUCUCCGGCGUGAAGACCACGGCCGCGUACUCACCUGCUACGCAAAAAAUAAUGAAAGAACGAAGCCUCUUUCAAUAGACAUUAUCAUAAACAUGCUCUUGCCUCCGGAACUUGUAUCUAUACGGGCUGAGGGAGCGUUUACUUCGGGCGGUGUUGAAGGCAGAGUGCGAACUGGAGAAGCCAUAACAUUGCAGUGCAGAGUAAUUGGGGCACACCCCCCACCCCCACUGCUGUGGAAGCUUGACGAUUCGAAGCUUGUAAAUUUAGAGCAGAAUAUAACAAUGGAGCCUUCACAGCGCCUAAUAGUUAGUGAGGUCCAAUGGACAAUAGACCGUCGGUACGAUGAAUCCCGCGUGACGUGCUGCGCCCUCAACUACCAAAGAGGAAAUGACACCUUCGAAUGCGCACAAGGAAUACCUCUGAUUGUUUUGUACCCUCCAGUUGUAGAGAUAAUUGUUGAAGGAGAGUUAAAUAAUAAUACUUUGGCUGUUGCAAAAGGCUCUAACGUAACGCUUGCUUGUAGCUAUCUAGCUAAUCCAUCUGUGGACCAAAUAAUGUGGUUUCAUGAGGAUGCCGUACAAGGCAAUGAAGGUGAAGUAAAUGAUAAGCUGCACCCGAUUUUGGACCUGAAGAAUAUAUCUGAGAGCGACGCCGGCAAAUACAUGUGUACCGCACAUAACGAAGAGGGGUUCACAGACAGCGAACCGAUUUUUAUAGAUGUCACGUAUCCAGCUUACUGCGAAAAUUCAAUGAUAAUAGAAUACGGUUUGGGCGAUGAGGAGUCUAUAAAUAUGACGUGCAAUGUCAAAGCAAAUCCAGAGCCAAUCUCAUACCGUUGGAUUUCGGUCAAUGCAGCCGCGAACAUCACCACGCUGCGCAACCAUCCCCAGGUUAUGAAGGAAACAGAUGAACCAAUAUUGGUUUAUGAACGACCAAAUAACACAGCGUACAGUACAGUAUUUUGUUGGGGUCUCAACGGUGUGCCUGAUAAGGAAGCCACGCAAACCCCUUGCACGUAUUUAGUAACAGAUGAAACGAUCCCACGACCGCCUUCUAAUUGUGAAGCUUUGAUAACUGAAACAAGAGACAUUAUUGUUAACUGUGAGAAGGGUCACAGCGGGGGAUUGCCACAGCGCUUCAAGUUUUUCGUGAAAGAGGAAGACACAGAUAAACUCAUAAUAUCCAUUGUGAGUACAGAACCGGAAUUUAAAAUAGCGGAACCGAAGCAAGAAAGAUACAAGUUUACUGUAAUUGCAGUAAAUGACAAAGGGGAAAGUGAUAGUGUAGAAAUUCUUAAAGAAGACAUCAUUAAUAACAUUCCAGACCCGGAUCAGCCCCAGAGCGCUGUUGCGAACAUAACGACGCUAUCCCUGGCGCUGUGCGGCGGCGUGGCGCUAGUGGCGCUGGCGGCGUGCGGGCUCGUGCUGUGCGCGCACGACCGCGGCUCCGCGCUCGACCUGCCGCGGCCGCACUCGGACCCGCCGCUCUGCGCCUACAAUACUGAAGAAUCGAACUGCGAGACUUACCACGGCAGCGAAGACGGGAGCGAGUGCAACGUGAGACGCACGGAGUCGUUCCGGCGAGCCGUCUCGAGGUACCCGUCGAAGAAUUUCGACGUGAGGAGAACGAGCUCGUUCCAUUCGGCGCGCUACGCGAAUGAUACCGAGCCAGAACCUUCGAGCAAGUGCAACGACGUCAUCCGCUACGGGAACAACUGCAGAGUGCACUCGCUACAGAACAUCAGCAGGAAGAGGGACACGGAUGCCUUGUGCGAUCAUUUAGUUCUACAUCUGCCGCCGGAAACGAGCUACGGUGUUCCUAAGCCGAUGAACACGUUUUACACGAUACCGCGUAAAACGAGGCAAAAACAAAGCAGGGAACUGAGCGACGAGACUUCCGAAAUAACUCAAACGUCCGACGGAUUUUCGUUGCCGCCCCCGCCGGACGAGUUCGGGACCUACAGGGCCGCAACCAGGAUCCGGGAUAUACCGAAAGCCACGCCUACAUACACGACGGUCGUAAAGAAGAACUCCACCGGAAAGGAGCCAGUCAAAUAUCAACAGUACAACGAUGCGAUAUCGUCAAUGAACACUGUCGGAGUCGUGCCGACAAUUAGCGCGACGCAAGCGAGCGUGUACACGUAUCCUGACGACGACCACCGCGGGCACCAGGAAACGCCGAGCACUCUCGGAACCGCUAGCGUCAUACCCACUUACAAAGCUUAUUUUACCCCAAGAGAGUGCGGACUGUAAUAGCAUUAUGUACUUUUUAGUAACAACGAUUUCAAUAUCAUUUUUAGGAUUUUAAUUUAUUCGAUACUAGCGACCCGCCAUCGCUUCGCUCCGGAAACUGUAAUUUAUUAUUGAUUUCUCCACUA
Bombyx mandarina (wild silkworm) is the source of this 3227-nucleotide messenger RNA. Its product is annotated as neural cell adhesion molecule 2. The record is from RefSeq and is a predicted model, not a curated record. NCBI's taxonomy places the organism in Eukaryota, Metazoa, Arthropoda, Insecta, Lepidoptera, Bombycidae. Gene Ontology annotation, molecular function: protein binding.